UGAAGAAUCAACAUCAACUCCAGAUGAAGAGACAGAGCCACAGAACAGAGAUCAGAGGAAGAGAAGAGACAGAAGUCAUGCCCAAAGUAUGGCCAGCUCUCACAUGUCAGAAGGUCAGUGUGACUCUGUUGUUAGAAAUAAGUUCAAGAUGAAAACUUCUGUUAAGAAACAUAAACAAUGCCAAAAAGAAAUGAGACUUUCCUCUGCAGGGUCUGGUAAAAGAACAAGAAUUCCACAUGAUGUGUCUGUCCACAUGAGAACUACAUCUGAUGAAGGACUUUAUGUCUGUGAGGAAUGUGACAGAAGUUUUAGUCACCUAUCUAAGGUCAAAGUGCACAUGAGAAUCCAUACAGGGGACAAGCCUUUUUCUUGUGAAGAAUGUGAUGCAUGUUUUAGUAGUAAAUUUAGUCUCAAAAGGCACACGAAAAUCCAUACAGGAGAAAAGCUUUUUUUGUGUAAAGAAUGUGAUGCACGUUUUAGUUGUAAAUCUCAUCUCAAAACACACAUGAGAACUCAUACAGUAAAGAAGCCUUUUUUGUGUAAAGAAUGUGACAUAAGUUUUAAUCAAAUAUCUAAUUUCAAAAAGCACAUGAGAACUCAUACAGGAGAGAAGCCUUUUUUGUGUAAAGAAUGUGAUAAGAGUUUUAGUAAAACAUCUAGUCUCAAAACACACAUAAGAACUCAUUCAGGAGAGAAGCCUUUUUUGUGUAAAGAAUGUGAUAAACGUUUUAGUCAAACAUCUAGUCUCAAAACCCACAUGAGAAUUCAUACAGGAGUAAAGCCUUUUUUGUGUAAAGAAUGUGAUAAAAGUUUUAGUGAUAAUUCUGGUCUUAUAGUGCACAUAAGAACUCACACGGGAGAAAAGCCUUUUUUGUGUAAAAAAUGUGAUAAAACAUUUAGUUGCACAUCUCACCUCAAAAAACACAUGAGAACUCAUACAGGAGAGAAGCCUUUUUUGUGUAAAGAAUGUGAUGCACGUUUUAGUGAUAAAUCUUAUCUCAAAACACACAUGAGAACUCAUACAGGAGAAAAGCCUUUUUCCUGUAAAGAAUGUGAUGCACAUUUUAGUGAUAAAUCUGUUCUCAAAACACACAUGAGAACUCAUACAGGAGAGAAGCCUUUUUUGUGUGAAGAAUGUGGUGCACGUUUUAGUGAUAAAUCUAAUCUCAAAACACACAUGAGAACUCAUACGGGAGAGAAGCCUUUCUCGUGUAAAGAAUGUGACAGAUGUUUUAGUCAAAUAUCUAAUCUCAAAGCACACAUGAGAACUCAUACAAGAGAGGAGCCUUUUUCUUUUAACCCUUCCGCUAUCUUUAAGAUUAUUCCACCCUUGUAUUGAUGUGUGGUUCUUCCCAUGAUAAAUGUGGAUGAAGAUGGACAGGAUUUAAUGUCUGCCACAGACAUCAGUGAAACUCAAAAAACAAUUAAUAAAAAAAGUUCAGUGCGCUGUCUUCUAGGGUCCAUAUGACCCCACUAGCAAUGUCAGCAUACCUAGGAUAAUGGAAGGGUUACAUAAGUAAAAUUCACAGCAGAGGCCUCGUGAUGAAAAGAUAAUAUGGUUUAUCUAGGACGGUUUACAUAUUGUGAAAAAAAUGUUUCCAUUAUUUUAAGGGUCAUGUAAAAUAAACUUUUAAAAAGUUCAAUAUAAUGUUUAUUCCUCACUAUAAACAACCCCAAAGCUGUAUUUUGAUCUAUUCAUGUAUUCCCCAGUAAUCAUCAAAAAAUCUGUGCUCUGAGCACCAGCCCCUCCUAACCCACAAAAACAAACUGACAUCACAAAGUGAGGACGGCCCCUUUCAGGAAGUGUCUCCACUGCCAGCACUCCCCCAGGCUAAACGCCUUCAAAAUUCUUUAAUUUUAGCAUUGACUUUGAGAAGAAAUGGGUUCCUCUUUCACCUGAUCUGCAGAGACAUAGAUCUAAAUGGAUAUAGUUUACUCUGAAAGGCUUAAGAAUGGCAUCAUAAAGACCCUUAAAACGGUCUGUCAGUUGGUAAAAUUAAGUUGGUUUCUAAAACACUUCACUGCCGACAAGCUGUGUGGAGAUUGUGCUUUUAUUUUCCAGCAGAACUUGGAUCAUUUCCACUCUACUAAAGGUACCUAAAGCUGCUUAUCCCUAAACAUCUGUUUCCGUGUUUGAUCAACCAGCAAAUUCCCUGACCUGAACCCAAUAAAAAAUCUAUGAAGUGUUUUUAAAGAGGAAGAUGAGACAGCAGAGCCAACAAUGAAGAUGAGCUGAAGUCAGCUAUCAAAGCAACCUGAGCUUUCAUUCCAUGUACACAGAGCCACAGGCUGAUGGCCUCCAUACCACAUUGAUGCAGUCAUUCAAUGAAAAGGAGGAACAAGUGAUUAUUGAAUGCAGAGAAAAGAACAGUUUUCUGAAAUCUGACAUUUGCUGAAACAUCCUUUGUGCUUCUUCUGAUUGAAUAUUCUCAUUUUCUAAAACUAUUUUUUAGGUUUUCAUCAUUUCAGUCAUUAUGAUCAUAUUGAUCAAAAUAAAGGACUUUUUAAUGAUUCUAUACAUCAAGAGUUUCACUUUUGUGUUGAUUAACAAAAAUAUUUAACUUGAAAAUGAAAUGUCUUCUUUUGGAUACACCUGUAAGUAUAAUUGUGUUGUCUUGAACUUUGACUUGAAUCAUGAACUAUGUUAGACUAAGUGUUUUAGAAAAAAAUGAUGCAGUUCAAUUUUUGUUGGUUGAAUUUUUUUUAGUCAAAUUUUGUAUUUUUUUAUAUUGUUGUUCAGGUAAGCAUUGUGGUAGUAGUUUAUGUUGAGACAAUGUGUGUGUUACCAUGAAAACACUAAAAUUAGUUUUACACAUUUGUAAUUCUAACACUGAUUUUUGAAUAUUUCAAUAUUGUUUUUUUUAAGAAUAAAAUAAUUGCAGUUUAUAUUUUGUUGAUUCAUGUUUGUAAAUAACAGUUUUGUGAGAGUCCGACCGGUGUUUGUGUUGUUGUGAUUCGUGUUUUGUAUCAGAGAUUAGAAGUGUUUCUCUGUUCUUUUUAGUCGUCAGUGUUCUGUUCCAAUCUUUCCUGUGAAGAAUAAAGUGGACGUGAACAUCA
This is a messenger RNA of Oryzias melastigma (Indian medaka), 3057 nucleotides long. RefSeq names its product gastrula zinc finger protein XlCGF52.1-like. The transcript has a single exon. Lineage: Eukaryota; Metazoa; Chordata; Actinopteri; Beloniformes; Adrianichthyidae. Gene Ontology annotation, biological process: regulation of transcription by RNA polymerase II. The coding region runs from base 89 to 1339 and encodes 416 amino acids. The record is from RefSeq and is a predicted model, not a curated record. Gene Ontology annotation, molecular function: RNA polymerase II cis-regulatory region sequence-specific DNA binding; DNA-binding transcription factor activity.